AUGAUGAGAGGUGUAGGAGGACCUCUUCUAUGCAUAGGCGAUCUGCUGAGCGAUGUGGGAGAAUCAGAUGCUUCACGACCACCACCACCACAACAACAACAUGAACCCUCUUCAUCUUCUCCUAUUUCCAGCUCCACUGCAAGCUUGGACCUCACCAAGUUAUUCCAGGAGAACUAUGAGCAGUUGAACGAGGCGCUUGCGGGUACAGACCACUCAUGGGCAGCUCUUACUUUGAAGUUAUGCCGUGCUCUGGAUACUGCGAACAAGUUAGUUCAGUCAACAAACUCAAAUGUCGUGUCGUUGUCGGAGAAGGUUGGAGAGCUUGAGGGAGUUGUCAAGAGGGCAGAUUCUGCCAUAGCAGCAGCAAGGGUCGUCCAUGGCUCACUAAACAAAACUGAGGGAAAACUUAUCGGCAAUGAAAAUGUCAAAUGA
This is a messenger RNA of Prunus armeniaca (apricot), 432 nucleotides long. NCBI's taxonomy places the organism in Eukaryota, Viridiplantae, Streptophyta, Magnoliopsida, Rosales, Rosaceae. The record is from the annotation of a GenBank genome assembly.